AUGAAGCAACUCAAAGCGACCGAUGUACUGGCAUCAAAACAAGUAAUGCUGAUAGCAAGGUCCUUGAUGAAACUGCUGGAAACAUUUGGGGAUGGGCACAAGAGACGCUUCUUGGACUAUGUCAACAGCAGACUUGGCAUCUCCAAAUCAUCUUACUACUACUACAUGGAGCACUAUGCCUUUAUGUCAAAGUAUCCGAAAUUCCAAACGCUGGCAGUGUCCUUUAGAGUGUUUAAAAGUAUGAUUCCAAAAAUCAAGGAAUGGUUUAUGUCUCAAGAGUGUCAAGCUUUGGACUCUUCUGAUUUCUACUCUGAACACUACUGGAUGAAUGUUGAUGAUGAAAUGGAUGACAACGAUAUGAAUGUUUUAAACGAGCACAAUUCCACCGCGGUGGAAAACCUUCGCAACAAGUAGUUCCUCGUCAGUCGAUGACUCCUUCAGACUGCAGUGAUAAUGAUAAAGUCAUCAGUGGUGGAACUGACAUUGCUACUUUCUUUCACGGAGAGCAAAGUACUGAAAAUGUCCACCACGAUGGAAAAAAGUUCUAGCUGUACACUCCUUGAUAUCUUCGUGAUAGACAGCACGAUUCAUUCAAACCUAUUUCCACCACAUUAAUGUAUCUUUUGUAUUAACUUGUAAAUAGAAAAUCUCUGCAACUAUUGUGUUUAUUAUGAAAAUUUCAUUAUUAUCGGGUGUGUUUUUGAGCCAAACAUUGUCCUCUGAUUGUUUAGUUUUCUUGUACUUUUUAGCUCUCUCCUUCUCUGCCUCGGUAUUAGCAGCAUAAUAGUCUCGGUAUCGUUUCCUUUCAGCUUGUUUGUUUUUGGCAUAGUAAUCUCGGUACCAUUUCCUUAGUUGUUCUUGUUCGUCAACGGAAUACGAAUCCCAAUUCUUAAUACAUUGAAUGUACGCUUGGCGAGUUUUAAUGAAACUAAUGAAUGUCAUUUAUACAGUUGGUU
Batrachochytrium dendrobatidis JAM81 is the source of this 956-nucleotide messenger RNA. RefSeq lists its product as uncharacterized. Bases 1 to 414 code for a protein of 137 amino acids. The transcript has a single exon. The record is from RefSeq and is a predicted model, not a curated record. NCBI's taxonomy places the organism in Eukaryota, Fungi, Chytridiomycota, Chytridiomycetes, Rhizophydiales.